Molecule: messenger RNA, 981 nt
Organism: Habropoda laboriosa
Lineage: Eukaryota; Metazoa; Arthropoda; Insecta; Hymenoptera; Apidae
Gene: Fnta
Product: protein farnesyltransferase/geranylgeranyltransferase type-1 subunit alpha
Biological process (GO): protein farnesylation; protein geranylgeranylation
Cellular component (GO): cytoplasm; protein farnesyltransferase complex; CAAX-protein geranylgeranyltransferase complex
Molecular function (GO): CAAX-protein geranylgeranyltransferase activity; protein farnesyltransferase activity
Source: RefSeq, a predicted model, not a curated record
AAGAAAAUGACGGAAAGCUCUGAUAAUGGAUUAGACGGUGGAGAUAAUUCUGAAGAAACAUGUUGGGUAUUAUAUCAGGAACGUGAGGAAUGGAAAGAUGUGACUCCUGUGCCUCAGGAUGACGGUCCUCAUCCUAUUGUUGCAAUUGAUUAUUCUGCCAAAUUUCAGAGUGCAUAUGAUUAUUUCAGAGCUAUUCUAAAAUCUGGUGAAAAGUCAGAGCGUACAUUAGCUUUAACAGAAGAUUGUAUCAGGCUUAAUCCAGCAAAUUACACAGUAUGGCAAUAUAGGAGAGAAAAAAUAAUAUAAUAUAAUUCUAAAAACUAUCAAGUUUGGCAUCAUAGAAAAGUUAUUGUUGAAUUCCUUCAAGAUGCUAGUGGAGAAUUAGAAUUUACAGAAAAUAUGUUAAAAAAAGAUGCAAAGAAUUACCAUGUUUGGCAGCAUCGUCAAUGGUGCAUAAAAAAGUUUAAUUUGUUCGAUGAGGAAUUGAAGUAUGUAGAAGAAUUAUUGGAUCAAGAUGUUCGGAACAAUUCUGCUUGGAAUCAACGUUAUUUUGUAAUAAGUAAUACAACGGAAUUUGAACAAAAUAUAAUUGAUAGGGAAAUUGAUUACACCUUGAAUAAAAUACAGUUAGUGAAAGGCAAUGAAAGUGCUUGGAAUUACCUUAGAGGUGUUUUGGUGAAUGAUAGCAGAGGUUUGGGCUGUAAUGAGAAAGUAAGAAGGAAAUGUGAAGAGCUAUACCAUGAUGGUUUCCGUACCAGUCACUUACUGGCAUGUAUUAUUGAUAUUUGUGAUGAAAGAUCAAUAUCAGAUGAAUCACCAAAUUCAAUAUUUCAUAUUAAUAAUGCUCUUAAGCUGUGUAUAGAAUUAUCUGAGAAACAUGAUAAAAUAAGAAGGAAAUACUGGCAGUAUAUUGCUUACAAGUUGUCAAAUAAAUUGAAAUCAGAAUCUUUCACGAAAUCAGAGUCUUGUCAGGCGGUUUAA